Talaromyces stipitatus ATCC 10500 is the source of this 1098-nucleotide messenger RNA. Its product is annotated as alcohol dehydrogenase, putative. NCBI's taxonomy places the organism in Eukaryota, Fungi, Ascomycota, Eurotiomycetes, Eurotiales, Trichocomaceae. Gene Ontology annotation, molecular function: oxidoreductase activity, acting on NAD(P)H. The transcript is spliced from 4 exons. The coding region runs from base 1 to 1098 and encodes 365 amino acids. The record is from RefSeq and is a predicted model, not a curated record.
AUGGAAUAUAUAAGGACACUCAUUACAGCAUACUUUGCUUUCAAGAAGCCUUUCUUUGACCGAAGUUUCCGACACACCGAAACUACUAAGCUUCUGCUUGUGCAGAAAGGCGGUCCUUUCGAGGUCAAAAAGACCCCUCAGCACGAUGUGAAACCCGAUCAGGUCCUCAUUCGCCAGCGUGCAAUCGCUCUCAACGGUCUCGACCCCUUGCAGCGCGAUCUCGGAGUGAACAUCCAGACAUGGCCAUACGUGCUUGGCGUUGAAGGCGCUGGCGUCAUUGAGGCCAUCGGAUCGGAGGUCGAGGGUUUCCAGGUCGGCGACGAAGUGCUAGCCUGGGAGUUGUCUGUUGAGGGCUGGGGUGGUGCAUACCAAGAGCACGUUGUCGUCCCAGCACGAUUUGUCGCCAAGAAGCCGAAGAAUAUUAGCAUCGAGGAAGCCGCAUCUCUACCCAUCUGCUACAACGCAGCCAUCUGUACCAUGUUUGCCUUGAAGCUCAGGAUUCCCAUCCCCAACUUCCGUGGCGCAUCGAACUCGGAAGGAGAGCCUGAGCCAAAGUCGAUUCUUGUUCUGGGCGGCAGCUCGGUGGUCGGUGCCAGUGCCAUCCAGCUCCUCCGGCUCGCAUACCCGUCGGUACCCAUUUUCGCAACGAGUUCCCCCGCGCAUCAUGCUCACCUGCUUUCGUUGGGAGCAACAAAAGUUUUUGAUUACCACAGCCCUACCAUGGUAUCAGACAUCAAAGCAGCAUCACCAGAAUCUCGUGGCGUCGACAUGAUUUUCGAUGUCGUAGGAGCCGGCGCCUCACAGACGGACAUCUGCGAUACAUUUGACCCUAAUGGGAUUAAGAAAUAUGGAGCUCUCGUCACAGCCAAGACAGUAACGGUACCUGAAGGAGUCACCAAGUUCGAAUCUGGCGGAUGGACACUACUUGGAAUGCCUGGGCAGGAGCAAGUGAUCCCUGCUCUUGCGCAGUUGGUCGAAGAAGGAAAAUAUAAAGUGCCUUUAUCAGUCAAGGUGGUCGGACAUGGAUUGGAGCAGAUACCUGAUGUGAUGGAUCAGGUCAGGAGUGUAAGUGGGGAGAAGUUGAUCGUGACAUUGUGA